Oryzias latipes (Japanese medaka) is the source of this 2120-nucleotide messenger RNA. Its product is annotated as solute carrier family 35 member H1. Lineage: Eukaryota; Metazoa; Chordata; Actinopteri; Beloniformes; Adrianichthyidae. The record is from RefSeq and is a predicted model, not a curated record.
GAAGAAGACAGCUGAAUCCUCAGUAUCGGCAAUGUAGGCGACACAGCUGACUGUAAAAAAAAAAAAACCUUGAAAGAUCUUCAUUUUGUAGCCUUUGUUCGUUAGUUUUUCCUGUUUUUUCUUAUUUGGGUGCUUUAUUUAAAGAACACUGAUGUCACACAGAUUUCCGACGUGGCAUUAUGGGAUGUAGCAGAGGAUGCAGAGCUGUGACCUCUGGACUGUAAGUUUUUGUCCUGGGCAGCUGAGCCAGGUUGUCCUGAAUGGCGUGCCCGCUUCAGUUUGUCUGCCGGACGACCCGCACCGUUGGGCUGGUCCUCUUUUACUAUGUCUUCUCUAUAGGCAUCACCUUCUACAACAAAUGGCUGAUGAAGGGUUUCCAUUUUCCGAUCUUCAUGACGCUGGUCCAUUUAGCCGUCAUCUUCGGCCUGUCGGCUCUGACGCGGUCCAUCUUGCAGCUGUGGACUGGGAAACCCCGCGUUGUUCUGAAAUGGGCGGUUUACUUCAGAAAAGUGGCUCCCACAGCCAUGGCAACAGCGCUGGAUAUCGGACUUUCCAACUGGAGCUUCCUCUUCAUCACCAUCAGCUUAUACACCAUGACCAAGUCUUCUGCGGUGCUCUUCAUCCUCUUCUUCUCCCUCAUCUUUAAACUUGAGGAGCCGAACCCCUUCCUGAUCCUGGUGGUCCUGCUCAUCUCCACCGGGCUCUUUAUGUUUACGUUCCACUCAACCCAGUUCAACAUGGAGGGCUUCGUCAUGGUGCUGCUGGCAGCCUUCAUCGGAGGAAUCCGCUGGACCCUCACACAGCUCCUCAUGCAGAAAGCUGAGCUGGGCCUUCAGAACCCAAUCGAUGCCAUGUACCACUUACAGCCUCUGAUGUUUCUGGGUCUUUUCCCUCUCUUUCUGUACAAUGAAGCUCUGAACCUCAGCAUGUCGGAGAAGCUGUUCCGGGUGACUGAGCUCCGUCCUCUCCUGUAUUCCCUCUUCACGCUGACCGUCGGUGGCCUGCUGGCCUUUGGUCUGGGAUUCUCAGAGUUCCUGCUGGUCUCCAAAACCUCCAGCCUCACUUUGUCCAUAUCAGGAAUCUUUAAGGAGGUGUGCACGCUGCUUUUGGCUGCAUCCCUGAUGGGAGACGAACUGAGCAUGCUCAACUGGCUGGGAUUCGCUGUGUGUCUUUGCGGCAUCUCAUUACAUGUGGGACUAAAAACGUAUUACUCCAAAAAUAAACUGCCGUCUCUGCAGCAGCACAACAGGAGCUCCAAGCUGGCGCUGCCGCUGUUACGGCAGGAAAGCGAUCAAGACUCCACCACCGACGAAGACGAGGGUAAAGAGCAGGAAAUGGUGCUAAACUGACGUCCCAACACGGAAUCCUUCAGUUUUUACCUGCAGGUCUGAACACCAGAACAUUCCGUCAGAUGACGUCAGGAAACUGUUUCCUUCAUCGACCUGCCUCUCAGGGACCCCCCCUUCUCAACACAGCAUCCACUGUGGUUUACAAAGGGGGGGCCUUUUGGUACGAAUGACGCGUGUUUGACAGUUAGAAUAUCUAAAACUCUUUGAUUUAGUUUAAUCUGAAAACUGUCCCAGGAUGGGGAAAGACCCAGCUCUAAGACAUUAGAGAAAAAGUUAUACAUGAAAUACAUUUGGAUUCGUUUUUUUAGUUUUGCAGCCGGAUUUGCAAUCCUUUUUUAGGUUUGAUAAUUAUUGAUAUUUAAAUUUGUAAAACAGAGUGGUUGAUCUGCAACACCAUCAGUAAAUCUGGAAAUAUGACAAACUUUGGUAAAGGACUUCCUGAAUCAACGGGACUCAGUUUGAAGACUUAUCUCCAAACUUACAUGUUAACAGACGAUCUGGUGAUGUGUGAAAUGUUUGUUAGCUUUGUGUCAGAGUAAAGCAGAAACAUUCCUUUACUGCGUGUAACUGAAAGACCUUAAACAUUUUCAUUUAAAGACCUUCAAGUGCCUUAUUUGCUGCUAUCAAAACCAUUUCUAAAUACUGUUCAGAGGACAUGAAAGGUUUUCUAAAGUUAAUCACUAAGCUGGUAUAAUUUAAUAUUCAAUCGUGAUUUCGUUUUUUUUUUUUUUUUUUUAAGGAGUAUGAGAAAUAAAGAGAUGAAAAGCUGAA